AUGGUUCGGGCCGCGCUAGGGGUCGUUUACCUCCUAGCGUCAGCCACGGCAAAUGGAUGGAACUUGUUGCAGCUUGGACUGCUGACUGGUAUCAACUCCUCCGACGAUCUUAGAAACCGAACAGAAGCAGGCCCAAGGGACCGAGGCGGGCCAUCCCGCCCGGAUCCUGGGCUUGGAGGUAACGGAACUUGGGACUGGUGGAGUGUUGCCUGGGAUGGCGCCUACCAUUACGUCGGAAACAGCUGGUGGAUCAAAAUGUGGGUACGGAUGCUGUUACAGGUUGCGGAGAAUGGGAUAAGCUAUUGUGGGACUCUUUGUGCCUCAAUUGGCUUAGCCGCCCGAUGGAGCUACUGGCUCCUUACCGGGAUGGUCCUCGUCUUCUUGCUCCAGUUGCUUGUAUGGACCUACACGUGGGUCAUUCAUCCGACUUGGAUUCACUCCAGGGCUCUCUGGCGAUACUGCCAAGGGACAGGCACUUGGAGCGAUGUGACACGCUUGCAGGGGCAGAGGCCUUUCAUACCCGUGUGGAAAGGGCCGGGUGCAGGGACACCAUGGUCCGCCUUGUACAUCCAGCGCGAGGUACGGGGAAGAGGACCGGGAGGUCAACCUGCAGGAACUGGCAGGAAGAGGGCCCUGGGGACGGUGCGCGGUGAUCACAAGUUUUUGCGGGAUACUUUGGUGCCGCUGUUUCGGCCGCAGCAUGGCAAGAUGCGGCCGAGCUUGGUGCUGGUGUCUGUGGUGCCGGUGUUGCCGUACGAGGCGGAACUAGGCCCCACGGGGCUGCAUUGUCAAGCGGACCAGGUCGCCCUAGACAACUACGGCAAGGUGGUUCCUCUUGCUGCUGGACCUUGCAGAGACGUGUCCCGAGGCUGUCCCGUUGUGCUUCUACAAGCUGACCGAUCCAACAGCUGUCUUGAUGGGUUACCAACCACUGAAGGCGGCGACCCAUGCUUUCAUGCCUGUGACUACCACAGGUCCAUGUACCAGGGCUCGCUCCUGGGUCGAGCAUGUGCGGUGAAGGGGUGCUUGCAGCCAGUCACAGGGACCAGGAAGGGGGUCAACUUUUGCAAGUUGCACGGAGCCACAGAAGAGAAGCCCCGGGCCAAAACCGCACCUAGGGCAUGCGAGGCUUCACCGCCCCAGGUGGAUACCGGCCAAAGGUCAGAGACUGCGCGUCAACCAGAGAGACCAGAAGUCAACGCAAUGCAGGGCGCGGUGGCCGACAGGGCAGACCUUGCUGAGCUCCUGGUCGAGCUGCUCCAGGACUCGCUGACUUCCCUGGCGAAGGCCUAUGUGCAACAACACAAAGACUUGGAAACCCGAGAAUCACCCGCCUGGAGAGCGCUCAACCGCCUUGCGCAUCCCCCUGCCGUAUGUCAAGAACCCGCAUACGACCCGGUAACUCGGAUGCUGGAGGCCACGUUGGAGAGGCCCACAGAAGAAGAGAAAUCCGACACGCCAGCCCCACGGCUGGGGAGGCCGGCCUCGGCUCCUGCGAGUCAUUUCCCGGGUCCUCGCACUUCCGGUGAGCUCGCUGCGAGCUUGUUUCGCCCUAAGAGCGAGAUCGAUUCCGCCCUGCCGCGCCCGAGGCUUGUUUCGAGCCCGGGAGCGGUUGGAACUUUCCCAGGAAUGUCCGGUCCAGCAGGUUUUGGAGGGAUACAAGGUUUGCACGCCUUCCGACCCUUUCAUGCUGGAGCAUAUACCGAUCCGGGACCUCCGGCCCUCGAUGAAACUUCAAAGGCUCUGCAGACAAUCGCAAAAGUUAUGGCGGCGAAGGAAGACCCAGCUGCCCAAGAUCGAGGGAAGCUGUCCUCGAUCGGCAGAACAGAAGAAAGGAUGCUGUACCUGGCUAGAGGGUGCGACACGCUGACGGUGCACCUUGGGGAAGCCACGGUCGGAAAGGAGCUGUACCAUGCCCUAAAGUCUGUAGCGACGCAGAACCGGCCCUUGUUGAGAGAAAUCAGCUUCCCGGUGAACAUUACCAACCGCAUCGCCUUUGGGGCUGCCUCCCUCAGUUUCGGAGGCAAAGGUAAUCUGCCUGACUAUUGCCUCACGGUGGCCGAUUUCGCCCAGACCUCGGAGGAGGAGUUUGACUUGUUUAGCCCGCCUGGGGAUAACAAGUUGGAAAAACGGGCGCGGAAUCCCACUACUCUGUCCAAUUGGUACAGAAAUGCUCUGCGCCAAGCUUGGGCCAUGGCAUGUAUCCUGGGGGCAGAGUACUAUGGCAGUUGGGAAAAAGCUGCGGCACAACUCCUUAAAUUCGGGGAAGAAUAUGCCCAUGCGUGGCCGUUGCAUUCGGUCAUGAGUGUGUGGGAGGAGCUUUGGGCCCGCUUCACGGAAGAGUUGAGGGCGCUCGAUCGAAGGGCCAGGCGGGAAAUGCAAGACGAGAGCCCUAGCUUUGACCGUCUUCGGUUUUUCGCCACAUCCCCUGGAGAAAAUGGCGAACCCUGGCUCCGGCUGCCUCAAACUUUCGACCUACAGGCGCCAGGAGAGUACUUCCAAACGGAUAUUGUUCCUCGCCAACAGCGCAUGUUGGAUCGUGCUUGCUGGUCAAUGGCCCUCAAGAGACCGUCACCACUCACUGGCGGACGAGCUGGAGCUGAAGACAUUGGCGGACCAGACAAAGCGCAACCUUCCGCUCCCAACCCUAGGAACCCACGGGCUGGAGGCAAAGGGAGUGCCCCUGGCGCUAACACUGCCGCCAAGGAACCCGCCCCCCUCCUGGGAAAUGCUCUGACCAGCAAAGAAGCGGGCCGCUCCAUGGAUCACCGCCCGAAGGACAAAGACGGGAAGUAUCUGUGUUGGGAUUACUUUUCCCACCGCAAGUGCAACAAGGGAAAGGAUUGCCCGUAUUCGCACCACGGCAACGCACCACGCUGGGACACCCUCGAUUGGAGCGUGCAGAUGCAACUCUUGCGACGAGGCAAAAGAGCGAAAGAGAUGGCCAAGCGGACCGGGGGCCCUCCUCCUCAGGAUGCCUCGACCCAGUACCGGGAAGACACCCGAGCUGGCUGGACCCCAGCGCCCGCGGCGCUAGCCAAUUUUGCCGCCACUGAUAUGGAAGACCCCCUUGCUCGACUUAUGACAGGAGAAGCUGCUGCAAGUUGGACCCUCGACCACGCGCCCCCCGCUGUGCGCACGGUCACUUACCGGGAGUCACCCGAUUCAGCCGAGAUCCAAGCCAAGCGUCACUGCAUGGACGAGAUUGACAGCAGCGGCCUUCUCCCAGAUCUACCCCAGCAUCUGGGCACCUAUCUGCGCAACCGGCUAACAGCCGUAAACAACCGGGCUCCAACCGCUCACGAUGUUCAAGAAUUCCUCGAGGACGCUAUCCGAGAAGGCAGUGCCGAACUUGCUUCGGAAGCUACUGACUAUCUCCAUAAUCACCCUGACACGCAUGUCGGGUCGCGAGAGGGCCGCGGAGCAUUGGGGCAAUUCUCAGUACACGGCUUCGACGGGUACUCCUGGGCGACCUUUCGCUGGAGAGACGGUGACCAUGCAGUCUAUGACUACGGCGACCAGCUUGCGCCCGUGCAUCCUGAGCUACAACCUCUGCAAUGUCCCAAACCAGAAACGGAGCCCCGACAGUGCUUCUACCUGCAUGUGGCGGCUGGCCUUCUGGCCCAUACCGCGAAUCGUGUGCCCGCUCUCUCUGAGGUCCGCCUCAAAGCGGCAGCCUUACAGGAGGAAACUUUCCGCCUGGCUCUGGCUUGCGCGGAAAAUUUGGGCCCGGAACCUGACAUUUGCACUCAAGCUGAAGAAGACUUGCGCAUCUUCGUGCACGACGCUCUCUUCUUCGGCCACGACAAGGAUUACCGGUGCUUGGCAGCCUUUCCCCUGGCAGAGGCCGCAGAAGUCUCGUUCUGUCUCGUCCGCAUGGACGCUUGGAACCGCAUCUCUUGCGAAGUCAUCCAGGGGGCCCACAGUCGUUCCGACCCGAAAUCUCUUAUCUGGCUCCUGGUCCACCAGGGCCACAUGCGGCUACUCCUCCCGGAAAUCACGACCUCUAUCCCGGACAACGUGCGGAUUGUCACUGCUGCUGGCUGGGAAGUCCACCUGGAAGCGGCCGCCGAGCACGGGGCGCGUCAUCGCGCCCGUGCCCCAAAACCAUGCCCGCGUUGCCAAGACGACCCCAUGCGUCGUACCGGCGUCACCACCGGGGUGUUCGGCUUGUACCCUUUUCCAGCUGAGACGGCUGCUUUAGAUUCCCGAGCAGGAGCAUCUUGGUGGGAAGUCGACGAGCCCCCCUUCGAACAAUGGACCCGCGAGGACCUGCAGGAGCUCUUCCCUGGCCAACGGCUCCCUGAGCCCGGCCAACCGCUCCAUUUUCUGGGUGUAUACGUUGACGCCCUCGGUUGGGACAACGCCCCGGAUGUGCCGGUUGGCGCCGCCCUUUUUGUCGGUCCGGCCACUAGCCGCAGCUUCUGCAAUGGCCGUGUGCGCUCUCUUCUUCGCGCAGCUCUCACUCUCUUGCGCCCUCGCCACGUUUGGGUCCUCCUGCCCCGCACGGGCCUCGGCAGCUGGCCUGAGCCUUCCGCCCGCGCCUUGGGGCCUUCUGCCCACCAACACCUGCAGUUUACGCUUGAGCUUGGUCAGCACCAGUUGAACCUGCCCGGGCACUUCACACUUGUUCACCCGUUGACCAGCCCCGUAUGGAAAGAUCCCGCGGCCAUCCAGCUCUUUUCGACAUUUCACCGGGUUCGCCUUCCCGCUUCGCCCAUUGACCCCGUGGCUGCGGCGUUUUGUGGGCCGUCCCCGGCCGCCUACUUGUGCCUGAAAACUACCUCUUCGGCGCUGGCUAUCGCCGCUGGGUCGUCCUCAUCCGAGCUGCCGCAUUCCUCUCCCCUCGCCUCCGUUCUUUUCGACGGCGCUGAGGCGUGUUUCGCGCCCGGCGCCGGCCUCCGACGGGCGGGGGGCCCCCUGGCGCCGCCGCUAGACCCGGCGGUUGAGCGGGCAACAAAGGAAUAUCUGGAUUUCUUCCGAAACCGAGCUUUCUCCGCUGAACAUUUCGCGUCUGCUGCUCAGAAAGGAUCGGCUCUUCUAGCAGCAGCCGGUGGAUGGCAGGAAGCCCUCAGGGCUAUCCGCAGGGUUUGGGUGCAAGAACGAGGCGAUCACAUGUCUGGUCUGCACAGUGACUUCUUUGAAGGGCUGGUUCACCCGGCAGUUUUAGAAAGGGCGAGGCAUGUAGCUAUCUGGGGAGUCGAGGCGUCUGCUGACUUAGAGGAGACUACUCGGACCAAGAGUGCGCCUCACCCGAGCUUGAAAGAACACCUCGACGAAGCUGCUGCGCAACUCUGGGACGACGCCAGUAAAGGCCGUUCCCUGCUCUGCUUCGACACCGGCAAGGGCUUGGAAGGGGUUGUAUCAGUCCCAAUGGCCAGGGUCCCCAAGAUGAACCCAGACCGCACGGUCUCUGAUAAGGGUAGGGUCAUCUGGGAUGCCACGCCGGUGAACAGGUAUUGUCACAAGUCUCGGCACCCGCCUGCGCUCCAACCCCGGCACCAGGAGGUCGCCAGAGCGAUACUGUGGUGGAAGCUUCGGUACCCUAGGAUCCGAAUCCUGCUCAGCAAAAAGGACGUAUCAGAAGCCUUCAAGUGGAUCCCGGUUCGGCUUGAGGACUCCAAGCUUUUCGCUGCUGAUCUUCCAGCCGAAUACAGCAAUACUCAGGAAGGUAUCACCAUAGUCUAUGGGUUUUUGACCUUUGGCUGGUGCGGUGCGCCCGGAGAAUACAUGCACUACGCUUGGGUCAUUAAACUGGCUCACGAAGCCUUCGCGCCCGAAAACUCCAGGUGGGAGGAUACAGUCCCAUACCAUUCCUUCGUCCUCAUGGACGACACGGUGCUGAUCGAACCCGAGAUUGGGCUGAGACCGGAAACCUCGGUGGCACUGACGGAGCAUCUGACUCGUGCUGUUCUUGGGGAUGCCAGCAUUAACGAAGGAAAGGAUUGGCUUGAGGGACGGUUGGAAACUCGCAAACUUAUUUGGGGGCUCAUUUACGAUACCCAAGCCAACACCCGAAGCCUGCCAAGUGCCAAGCUGGAAAAGGCGUACCACCUCCUGCACCUGCCUGACUUUGACAGUGGAUGCACUCAUGUCCCGCUGCGCCUCAUCCAAGAGUUGAGAGGCAACCAGCAGUUUUGGUUGGCGGUGCUCCCGGGCCUGAGUCCGUACUUGGGCUGUACGAAUGACCUCCUCGGCCCUGCGGACCCGCAGGGCCUGGCUCGAGCCAAAGGGGAUGAGAAACAACAAAGAGAGACUUGGAACCGAUUUUGGGAAGCCAUUGAGCUUCAACGCUUGUUGGUGGACGUCAGCGCCUCUUGGGAGGUCCGGUUCACUCACCCUCUCAAUGCGGCCCUCUCGGUUUCGGAACUGCUCUCCUUCCCAGGGAUGCAAUCCCAGGUGGUUUGGGCCUGUGGAGAUGCCACUCCAGAAAGGGUGGCGGCAGUUGACUGGCACGGAAAGGUAGCAAUUGUCGAGCCCGCGAGCCUUGUUUGGCAACGAAUCCGCCACUUCUGCGGAGGGGAAGAGAGGACGGACGAGGGGCAGUCGGGACCGGACUCCGAGGAUCGAACCGAUCCCGAUGACGGUCUUCUGAUCUCACUCGCCGAGCUCCUCGCCGUGGUGUCACUCGCCUGCACCCGCUGGACUGCUUGGAGGGGAAAGAUCGUGAUCUACGCGGGGGACAACCAGAAUGUUAUCUCCUGGCUUGAGAAAAGGCAGGCUGGGCCCCCUGCGGCGAGGUUCCUGCUGCAGCUGCUCGCAGCUUUGGAAACUGUCGGAGGGUUCAGGCUGCACGCGAGCUAUGUUCGGACCUACCACAAUCAGGUUGCCGACAGCCUCACGCGUGCCGAAGCACAAAGCAUUCUGGAGGAACAUGAGCUCCGUAAGGUCCCGUUCUCGGAGGUGCUCUUGGGGACUCUCGACAAAGGUUGGACUCGGAGGGCCCUCCUUUGGGAUGGAAUGGACCAUGGAGAUAAGGCUGCAGCCCUCCAAUUAGGGCUCCGAAGGCAUCCAGAGGGUCCGAAUAAGCACCCCUUUCCGCUGAAAGAAGGUCUAGUAUGCGCUGAGAUUGGGGAGGCCGGCCCCUAUGAAAUCGAGCUUGUCUCCAAGGGGCUUAUCGUCCAGAGACACACCCUGGAAGAGGCAAGCCGCCGAGAAUGUGCCCCGGAGCGGUAUGUGUGCCUUUUCCACCCAGGCGGCAGAGGCGAGGUGGCUACGGCUGCUUGCUUCGCCGAACUUGCUGCGAGGUGGGAGCCGGAAGGAGUCUGGGUCGACUCCAUCACCUCUCAUGGCCCCAGAGCAGCCGCAAGGAUUCUGAAGGAUGCAGGAUGGCAUACCCGUGUCUUCCAAGUCAGCGGCCGAACUCUCCAGGAUCAAUGCUGGUGGAAGCGAUGGAUACUGAUAGCGGUUCCCGCAGAAAAGCGCCUGCCUCCAGCACCUUGUCUCACGCUCGACGCGGAACCCGCUACGCCACCCUUGCACACUUACCCCACUGAAUGGUUGCUGGAAGACAAAAGGGUACCAGCCGCCACCUGGAAAAAUGGUCGCCUAAAGCUAGACAGCGCUAUGCCGCACCUGGGUCAGGCUACCCCAAAGCCUAGAGGGACUCUGCAAACCCCAGAAGGUAGGCGUCAUGUUUGGGACCCUUUUAAACCGCUCCCCCAAUUACAUCAUGGGUCAUGGGGUAAUGACAACAAAGAGUCUCUUUUGUUGCUUGGGUACAGUGCUAAUGGCCCUGCGGCGCGCACCAUCACGCCCGGGGAGGCCUUUAGGUUGUUAGGUGGUAGGGUAGAACAACAUCCCAAGGACACCCCAUCCACUGAACUUGCCUUGGGAAGGCUCAUGGGUACCCCCCGCAGCCUGGCUCUAGUAGCGGGCCGUUGGGCGAGUGCUCUGGGGACGGACCGGGGCGCCAGCGGUUGUUGCUUUGAGCCCGAGCAGUCCAGCGCUGCUGAGGCGAAGGUUGAAAGUCCGGAGGCGGACGAAACUCCCGAGGCUUGCUUCGAGCCCGGGAACGCAGAUUCUGAAAGAGUCGGAAUUUGUUCGCUCCCGUGGGAAGAUAAGGCGCGAGCGGCGCUCAUGGCUUGGCUCCAAAGCAGAGGUUGGGAGGCGGAGCGAAGGGCCGGAGGCACCAAGCGCCGUAAGAAAAAGGAAGAGGACUGGAACAUCCAGUUCUCGAAAGCCCUCGCCUCCUGCCUCAGACACGAGGCAGGAAGUGCCGAGUGCCACAUCACGGAGGAUGGAUGGGUCACGAUGGACCACCUGAGAGGGUACCUCCGUGCGAAGCUCCGAUGGCCGGAAAGGUACCUCACUGAGGAGGCGAUUCGGGCCGAAGUGGAAGGCAACUUGAAACAGCGCUUCGUGGUGCGAACGGAUGAGAGCACCGGAAGGAGCUGUGUUGCAGCCUGGUCCGGGCACACCAUACCCGGGGUCGCCGGGCCAGGAGUGUUGGUCAAACCCUCCGAGGUCCCUGCCCUGCUCGUGCAUGGCUCGUACCACAGGCACACGGCCAGCAUUGUGCAGAAUGGGCUGUCAGCAAGCCGCAGAAUGAUUCACUUGGUUGACCCAGAACGGGCAUCAAACAAGUGGAGGGCCGACCUGGAGACGAGAGUGCCCGUCGACACACGGAAGGCCCAAGAGGCCGGAGUCUCCUUCAGAGUGACGGGUAAUGACGUCUGGCUGGCCGAUGCUGACAUCCCGCCUGAAGCCUUGGGAAAGGUCGUCGCAUGGACUACUGACGAUUUUUGGUUCGCUUCGGAGAGCACUCGCGCCCGAGCCCGACCCGAGCAGGCGUCGCCAGUGCCCUUCCACAAGACAGGCACCGCGGGAGCUGCAGGCUCUGGCUCAAGGCUCCCCGCCUGGCCAUCCGGCAGCCUCAAGCAGGAACAGGACCUGAAGGAGGGCCUUGCUCAGACUGCGACAGGCUUGGCGUCGGCUGUUGCCGGGCUGAAGGUGGAAGAGGGAGAAGAGGAGGUCCAGGUGGACCCACGAACCCUGGAACCAACCGUCGUCACUCUCUCCGAGGCGGAUUGGAACGUAUCGGAAGGGAGUGACAUGGGCCCGGAAGAGCCCUCAGCUCCUGCGACCCGAACAGUGAAGAAAGAAAGCGACCAAGGAUCAGCCGAGGCAGAAAUCAAGCUCGACCCCGGCACGACUGAGCGGGAAGAAAGGCAAGGAGUUGCCGAGGCGCGUCCCGCGCCCGGUACCACCUCUGCCGGAUCGAGCUGGAAACCCACGCUGGUGAAGGAGCAUCAGGACACAGGACCCGGCGAAGGAUGCCCCAAACCAGGGCGUCUCGAACCCAAACAUGAGGAGGGCGCGGAACCCGAGGGCCUCACCCUGGAACGGGUCAAACCGCCGCCCGCAGAGGAGUCAGAGGAGGACUCGCCCAUCGGGCUCCCCGCAAGGUAUCGGCCGGUCGGAAGAGUAGAGCCCGGGCAACCCCAGGAGGAGCGAAAACUGGUCCCGGCGCAGGGUCUCAAGCUUGGCACGGGAAAGGUCAAACUGCUCCAGGCCCUCGCUGAGGCCGAUACUGCCAACUGGGAGAACCUCCAGAGUGCCCUGAAGGAAGCGGAAGGGUCGGGAGGCGAGAAGGCAGCACUGGUUGAAGACCUGGAACGCCUCACCCAGCAGCGAAAGGAAGCCGCUGAAGGAAUCAAGGAAGCCCUUGAAGCAGAGACGCAGAGGGUUCGCCAAUGUGAAGAAGAAGACUCCCGGUAUCUGGAAACUCUGGAUAGCCAGGGUGAGUAUAUGAGAAAGCUUGAACGAUUCAACCCGGCUCGACCCUCCAAGACCGCCAAGGUCCUUAGUUCGGACCGUCUCACUUCGGAGAUUGAAGCAGGAGUCAGCGUCUGGGUGGCGCGCCGCCGAGAAAAGGCGCGUUUGCGGGCCCAGGCUCACAGGGAAGGACUUCAGAGAGGCGCAACCUCGGAAGGAAACACCAAGCACGAACCAAUCGAAACCCCCGAGGGAGCCGAAGAAGCACGUCAACAGGCGGCUCGGAGGGAGAUAGCCGAGUUUCGGGAACAUCUGAGGGAACAAGGCGGUGGGGCGGUACCCAAAUACCGUAGGGCACCUGACUCCCGCCAACGAAAAGCCACGAAGAAAAGAAACCGAGCUGCAAAGGAAGCUGAAACUCGGGCCGCGGCAAAGGGAGCCUUGUCGCCCACGCGCAAUGAUGAUGCAGAACGUGACACCAACCACGCGAUCGCGCAUUUCCAUGGGCAAGAGCACGCCCAUGCUGUGGUUCUCGCCGGGGCCAGGUUGCCCCCGAUUUUAGUUUCCGAGGGGACAGUUCUGCUCGGCCUCGUUCUCCUCACCGGAGUUCUUUUAGGCCUUGCCUGGGGAUCAUGCCGACGCAGCCUUGCCCACAGUCCCGUACGGACUGACCCGUUGGCUUCCUCGUCAAGGGGCAACCUUCCCAGAGCUCCCCACCAGCAGGAAGCUGCGACUGGCAGGCGCACUCAAACCAGUAGCGCCGCGGAGGUUCGCCGUCGCGGCAGUCGAGGCUCGACUUCGAGCCCGGCACCGGACAAUCUUCGGCAAAGGAGCCCGCACCCGUCCCAAAGGGGUCUUGACCGCCGCAGAGCAAACUGGCACAAAGAAGGUUGCUCCCGCACGGGUGCUUCUACCCUUUGGCUUGAAGCAUGCAAAGACUGCGUGAGCAUCUCUGAGGUCGACGACUACCAGGGGAGCGUGGAGGCCACCUGGAACGGAGCCCGCUGGCACAAACCGCAGUGCGGGCAUACCCGAGGAAGGAACGUGGUGCAAUUUGCCCCUUGCCCAGAGUGUGCAAGAGUUGCCGCCCCGUCCCAGUCCCGCGGCUCGAUCAGAGGCCCAAGGCGCAACAACGAUGCUGAAAGGGACACGAAUCAUGCCAUCGCGCACUGGUUCCUCCUGGCGACAGCGCUGGGCCUGUACCUGGCCGGUGUCUGCUGGCACUGGGGUGAACCUUGCGGGGGCCCACAAGAAGGACAGGAAAGGACCCGUGUGGGGGGUCCGAGUGGCCGCAAGGUUCGAUUCGAACCCUACCACGAGACCCUCGCGGCAGCCGGAUCUCCCACCAGUCAAGCCACGGGUAAGAAACAGAGUAUUGAGAAGCCGAGGCGGCUAGGUAACCCUCAGGCUGCUAGGGCAGCGCAAGGGGUGACUGGACCCACGCUGGGCCUACGCUUGAAGUGCAAAGAAGAUUAUCACGAGGAAGCCAUUCGUGUCGCCCUUGACCGCCUCGCCAUCUCUACCCGGCGGACUUAUGAAUCUCAACUUAAGUGGUGGAGGCUUUUUUGCGCUCGUAGAGGAGUCAGUUGGAUUCUCACUGGCCCUUCCAGCAAUAAGACGGAAGAAGCACUCCUCAUCGACUUUCUCCUGCAUUGUGCCUGCAAUGAAGGGCGCGCACCGGGAACGCUGAAGCUUCGGCUGGCCGCAGUGCGCAGCGUCCACCUUUCACUCGGCAUGGAAGAUCCCUUGGAAGGCCGAGGAAGAGUUGCCAUGGCACUGGCCGGCCUACGAAGGCGUUACAAGGUUCCUGAAAGGAGGGCACCAGUGACCCCCAGGAUGCUCCACUAUCUACAUGAUCGCCUCCGUGGCUCGUCUUCGAGCCCGGAGUCUGUGCUCCUGUGGGCCGGGAUCUGCCUUGGGUUCUUCUUUCUGUUGAGGGCCUCUGAAUUCCUUCCCCUUGGUUACCUUCCUCUUUCGAGACACCUGAAGGGCCACCAGGUACUGCUGUACUCUCAUGGCAACCUGUGCACUAUCAGCAACCUGGUAGAGGCCGAUGAAGUUCGGGUCAAGCUCGUCGGCAGCAAGACCAAUUACAACUUGGAAACAAAUCGCAAUCACUACCGAACUGGAAACCAAGCUUGCCCAGUAGAAUCGGUUGUCCGGCUGUUCCAGAAAUUCCCAGAGAGAUAUCUGGGCGGCUGCGAAGCUACAGAGCCGCUCUUUAGGACUCCCUCGGGAGAGGGAGUCCAAAGGGAGGCGAUCCAGAUGCUGCUGAGAGAAGCCGCUUGCCAAUGUGGUGUGGGUGGAACGAUUGGUUCGCACUCAUUACGUUUUGGUGGUGCAAGCGCGCUAUGGACGGCAUUUAAAGACGCAUCUGUGGUGAGAAGGUUUGGACGUUGGGCGAGCGACGCUUUCCACUCCUACUUGUGGGAAGACCGGGAAUAUUCCCGGGGAAUGGCAGCAUCUAUGUUGAACACUGACCUCGCACCGACGCCUGAGGCGCGUUUCGCGCCCGGGCAGUCGCCCUUGCAUCUGCCGAAAUGA
Messenger RNA from Cladocopium goreaui, 12261 nucleotides. The record is from the annotation of a GenBank genome assembly. NCBI's taxonomy places the organism in Eukaryota, Dinophyceae, Suessiales, Symbiodiniaceae.